This is a messenger RNA of Medioppia subpectinata, 480 nucleotides long. The record is from the annotation of a GenBank genome assembly. Lineage: Eukaryota; Metazoa; Arthropoda; Arachnida; Sarcoptiformes; Oppiidae.
AUGUUUGGAAAUACAUAUAUGAAGGAUUCAAUGAUGGUCGGACUCUUCUUCGUUUUCAUCUCUUCGUCAAUAUGUUUAGCUGAAACACCUAAACCUCUGGAUGCAAUCAAUUUGCUGGCUGAGUGCGGAAGUCUCUGCUGGGCACAGGACAAGAAUAACACCAACCCCGACAAUAUCAACGUGGACCCCGAAUUGUUUGAUGAAAGUGUAUGCAAAUGUAUGCAGGUCUGCUUUGCGUCGAAAGCUAAAAAAGUGGACCAUGAGGUGAAACUUUCACCAGGACAGGUACAAAAGAUCAAAGUGUCGGCCUAUUGUGGACACAUUUGCUAUCCUAAGGAUAAGCAGUGCUUUAGUAAGAAGUCUUUGGAUUACUGUUAUGCCGGAUGUUUGGGAACUAUACUCCAGCCUAGACUCAAAGCGCAACAGCAGUUGGCCCAAAACAAUAACCAGACUCACGGACCAAAUCAGCCCCAGGGUUAG